Lindgomyces ingoldianus is the source of this 1200-nucleotide messenger RNA. RefSeq lists its product as uncharacterized. Bases 1 to 1200 code for a protein of 399 amino acids. The transcript is spliced from 17 exons. The record is from RefSeq and is a predicted model, not a curated record. Lineage: Eukaryota; Fungi; Ascomycota; Dothideomycetes; Pleosporales; Lindgomycetaceae.
AUGUACUGCAACUUCUCACGCCACAACAUAGGACUACGACGCCAUAAGUCUCUGGCGCCGAGGCUGUUCUCUCAAAGCUUUGAAGAAAGUUACAUGGCCAGGGUCGAGCUGAAGCUGCACGAAUUCACCGGCUGGUGGAUCACUGGCAAGUACAGCCCCGAUAAGAUAAGGAACUGGGAAUGUGCUGACACACCACGUCACGAAAAACUACUUGAAAAUUACGAAAUUCUCAACUUAACAUCUCAACAACGGAAAAGCAGAAAGCUAAAACCAAAUAUCUGCGGAAUAAUUGUAUUAUUCUCUUCUAUUUAUUUACAGUAUACAGUUUUCGUUAUUUUUAGUGGGUUUUGGCCUCACUGGCCGGACGACUGGUGGAACACAUUACUCAGACUUGGGCUUCAGCUGAAGGGGUCAGCUCAGUCCAACCAAGUUCGGAUGUCGCUAGCAUUCGUUAGUCAACCACUUGCGUCACCUCCUAAACACUACGUGAACGGCAACCCUCCUAUCCCCAUCAUGAACGUACGAUGUCUAUGCAUCCACAUGGAAAAGACAACCGCAGAAGACGUUGGGACAGCUAGCAUAGUCACCAUGGGGAACAAUGACCCUUCAUUACACAUUAAUAACGUGACACUCCAUGCUGUUCUGGAACGAAUAGCCAUUCUUAUUUUAUCUGCCAUACUAUUUUAUCAUAUCCCAUCUCGAGCCAACGCCAAUAGGAAUACGAAAACUUCCACAGAUUUCUGUAGCCACAGCUUCAUCGCCAUGGGUAUGGCUAUAAAGAAAAUGGGAGAGUUGGCAACGAGGCCCCGAACACCUUCCUUCCUCCUCAUCUCUACAUCCUCUAUUAAUUAUUCUUUUCAGGGCAUCUUAGACAUGCCAGAGAUAAAGAACGGUAAGUCGGUCAUCAUCGACGACACACAUGGUAUCGGCCUCGCAACCGCACAGCUCCUUCUUUCCGAACGUGCGGGGGUGAUAGUCACUGGCCCACUUACGCAUAAAUGCGAUAUAACAUCCACAUUAGCUAUCUCCACCUUAGCAGAGACAGUUUCCAGCCACUUCGGCCAAGGCCCACAGCUCACUCCCCUCAUAACACCCGGCAGGGCUAUUAUCUUCACAACAUCCUUUGCAAACCGUCGCGGCAUCCCAGGAAUGUUCGUCUAUGCUGUAAGCCAAACUGCAAUCCACUCGCUGCGAAAUUGA